Molecule: messenger RNA, 282 nt
Organism: Mesocestoides corti
Lineage: Eukaryota; Metazoa; Platyhelminthes; Cestoda; Cyclophyllidea; Mesocestoididae
Source: the annotation of a GenBank genome assembly
AUGGACGACUUUUGCAAGCGCGUAAAGAAGUAUUUGCGAGAUAGAAUUCAAUUACGUAGGGACGCGAAUCCCAAACACCACACCACGUUUCACCCGCCCACCACCCACCCACCCAUCCAUCCAUCCAUCCAUCGGCUCCACCUCAACUCCCGACUGCCCUCCCCGCUGGUCUUAGGCCACAUCGGCGGCCAUCACAUCCCUUCAGCGCCACACGACCCUCAACAUCAUCACACCGCUUCUAGCCACCCAACAUUCAUCCUCUACACCUACAUCCGCCUCUAG